UGUGACAGCCACACUACAAGUGACUAGGCAUCAUUUCGGCACAAAAAAAACAGCGUCAAACUUAAAAAUCUCCUUCAAUUAAUCUGAAAACAAACGAAAUGUCUGGACCGGAGAAAGAAAAGGAGAAGGAAAAGGAGGAGACCAACAACAAAAGUGAGGACUUGGGUCUUCUGGAGGAGGACGACGAAUUCGAAGAGUUUCCCGCAGAAGAUUUCAAAGUCGGGGAUGAUGAGGAGGACCUGAAUGUGUGGGAGGACAACUGGGACGACGACAACGUGGAGGACGACUUCAGCCAGCAGCUGAAGGCGCAUCUCGAGAGCAAGAAGAUGGAGACGUAGUAGUUACCCGGCACCCCCCUCCGUUCAGUCCUAACCAAUAAAAAAACGAGCUGAGCUGUUUGCAGUUUUAGAAUAAAAUCCGUAUAAUUAGUGCUAACCUAA
This is a messenger RNA of Drosophila serrata, 440 nucleotides long. It is a transcript of the gene Sem1, whose product is annotated as Suppressor of exocyst mutations 1. Gene Ontology annotation, biological process: proteasome assembly; double-strand break repair via homologous recombination; mRNA export from nucleus. Lineage: Eukaryota; Metazoa; Arthropoda; Insecta; Diptera; Drosophilidae. Gene Ontology annotation, cellular component: proteasome complex; proteasome regulatory particle, lid subcomplex. The record is from RefSeq and is a predicted model, not a curated record.